Molecule: messenger RNA, 345 nt
Organism: Arctia plantaginis
Lineage: Eukaryota; Metazoa; Arthropoda; Insecta; Lepidoptera; Erebidae
Source: the annotation of a GenBank genome assembly
AUGGCAAUGAGAGCUCCUCGGGGCGAGGAGCCGAGGGCGAUGAGCGGGCGAGGCCGCGGGUGGAGGGCGCGGCGCCGCGGCACACCGAUAGCGGCUAGCUACGGACACGUACCGGGCGUCGUCGUCCGCCGCUACUUACGGAAUAGGCAUACACUACCGCGCUACGGUAAAGGGUCGCUAUACCUUCAUCGCAACACACGGACAGUCGCGGGCGGCGGCGCGGGGCGCGUGCGGUCGGGGAGCGGCGUCGCUCUCGGCGCCUGCUGGCGGCUCACUGGCGCUGGGCGGCGAGCGACGGCCCGCCCAGCGCGCCCAUCGAUCUGCGCGUCGCGCUGCGCCAACUAA